UAAGCAAAUUUAAAAAUAUAUGUAUAUAUACAUAUGUUAUUCAGAAUAUAUGCUAUAAUUUGCAAAACAUUACAGGCCAGGACACAUUAUGGUAGCUUUGUACAAGCUUCUCAUAAAACUAACAUUCCUCAUGCUGCUGCUCACAACAAAUACUGUCGAUUCAACUUGGAAUGAUGCUGAAGGUGGCACAAUACCCAUCCCUCAAGACAAACUUAGCUGGCACCAGAUUAGUGUGGUGAAAACAGUAUUUUUGCUGUUGGUUACUUUAUGGUUUUAUAGUAUGCUUCCUAUUUCAAUAGCAAUACCUCUGAAUCAUUUUGUUGAAAGGAGGAGCCCAGAACUAAACAAGGAAAGAGCUUGCAAGAUGAUGUGCCAACUGAUGGCUACUGCAACCAGUGAACUGAUGUUAAAUAUGAAGGCUUAGGAAAUACAGUGAGAAAUAAGAAAUUUUAAGUGGUGAAUUAAAGACAUUAUGUCAUAUGCAUCAGAAUUAUAAGCCAGGCUUCUUUAAACACAUCAGUUUGCACACAAAGUGAACUUUGUGAAUUGGAGUACAGUACUUUAGGAGCAGAACCUUAUCUGAGAUAACAGUAGUUCAGUAUUAGCUGGAAGAGACAAUUUUCCCCAGGGUAUGGCAAAUAUUUAUAAAAUACAGAAUGAGGUAUUAUCAAAUGUAGGUAGUGUCCUCAACUGUGAAGAUUAAGGAUACUGGUCUAUAAAGCAGUAAUUCAGCAGCAUCACCAGCACACACACACACACACAAAACAUCUGGUUAUAAGUGAAAUUGAGAAUUACUUUGUAUGUAUAAGGCUGGGUCAUGCAUAGUGUUAGGGAUACUUAAUUUGGUGAAAGGUUAUUUAGCAAAGCAAAGAUGUCCAUUGGUCUCUUACAUUCCUGCUUUAUAAUUUUGCUUUUGCCAUAAAUGAAGUGAUAUUUCUGUGUUGGUUUUUAAAGGAAAAACAGCCUAACCAGGCAAACUGUACAGUCUGUAUGCAUUUGUAUCUUUAAUAAAUUCUGAAAAAGAUGGCCAAUCUUUAUGACACUCAGCAAGAUGUAAAUCUGAUCAUCUUAAACCAACUUUCUUUUGUAUUGAGAUCUUCUGCAUUAUGACAUCAACAUUUUGGAGGAAUUUACUGCCUCUUCAGGGUGAGAGUAAGGAAAGAAUGUAGUCUUAUCAUGUCAUGGUGACUGAGUGCAUGUCAGUGUGUCUGUGUGGUCCCUUCUUUUCAACUUUUGACCCAGUUGACCAAUAUUCAGAAACUGGAGUAUUCUGUUAGAGACCACCAAAACCUCAUACACACUUUAAUUUCCUGCACUCAGUAAUUCAAUUCAAUUCAAUUUAUUUUGUUCAUCAGAUCUACAUUGGCGAUGGCGCCACCAGAUAUAGAACACGUCAAAGGCCUAGUUACAAUAAAAUUAAUCCAGAGGACAACGUCAUUAAGAUAUUACAACAUAUCCACAACCAUUGCUGCAACAACUGUUGAUACAAUGCUAUAACUAAACACAGCAUGCAUAUAACACUCGCACUGCAACUUAUUAUCAUAACAAAAUACAUAUCAACAUUGUCAAUAACAGAGCAAAAUCAUAUCCAAAGAGUUAUGGGCAUCUUACAAUAAAAGUUUAAAAAUGACUAGUGUAGUUUUAUUUAUCUGUAAUUAGCACAAUCAUCCCUUGUUUUCCAUUCAUAAUACUCACCUAAAGAAUAAAAAGAGCCCACCUGCAAUUAAAUAAUUAAAUAGAACAUGCAUGUAACACUUGCACUGCUACUUAUUAUCAUAAUGAAAUACAUAUUAACAUUGUCUAUAACAGUAAAAUCAUAACUAAAGAAGUAUAGGUAUCCUACAAUAGAAGUUUUAAAAAUAACUAGUGUUGAUUCAUUUAUCUGUAAUUAAUACAAUCAUCUCUUAUUUCCCAUUCAUAAUACUCAUCUAGAGAAUAAAAAGAGCCCACCUGCAAAAAUUUUUAAGGGAAUAUUUGAAUUUAUUUAAAUCUUGUGAAAAAAUUUUUAUUCUAUGUGGUAAUUUGUUAAUUUGUUAAAUAUUCUAAUUCCAGUGUUAGAUACUCCCUUUUGAGCCCUGGUUGAUUUAUAAGUUGGAUAAUGUAGUUUGUAUCUUUGUCUCGUAUAAAUGUUAUGAAUAUCUGAAUUUGCUACAUACUUGUCCAUGUUUUUAACUAUGAAGACCAAUACUGAAAAUAUAUACUGUGAAUAAAAAGGAAGAAUGUUUAAUUUCUUAAAUAAAGGCCGACAAGUGUCCCUAUUUCCUGCUUUCAUUAUCACCCUAAUUAUUCUUUUCUGAAUUUUAAAUAUUUGUGUACUAUAUGUUGAAUAUCCCCAGAAUAUUAUGCCAUAUGACAUUAUAGAAUGAACGUAGGCAUUAUGUAUCAUCAAUAAGCUCUCUAGGGACAAUAUUGAGACUAAAACUCUUAUAGCAUAACAAGCCAAGCUCAAUUUGCUGGCUAUUUGUUUGAUAUGUUCCUUCCAUGUUAAAGUACUAUCAAUUGUCAGCCCAAGGACAAUGACAACACAGCAGACAUGCAAAGCUUAUAUGAUGGAAGCUCCAGCAAUGGCAGAGCAACACAAAGAGUAGAGCAUCAGAUGAACUUUAAGGACACCAUAAUACUGUCUAGAAUGACAGGCUAUGUGGACCAUUUACGGAAAGAGGCUAUUGAGGUCCAGCUGCAGUUUCACAACUUCAACAGCAAUAUGGAAUUCAUUUUACA
Molecule: messenger RNA, 2721 nt
Organism: Cryptotermes secundus
Lineage: Eukaryota; Metazoa; Arthropoda; Insecta; Blattodea; Kalotermitidae
Exons: 3
Coding region: 89-424 (111 amino acids)
Source: RefSeq, a predicted model, not a curated record